Carassius carassius (crucian carp) is the source of this 1147-nucleotide messenger RNA. RefSeq names its product succinate dehydrogenase complex, subunit B, iron sulfur (Ip) (gene sdhb). The transcript has 8 exons. Gene Ontology annotation, biological process: respiratory electron transport chain; tricarboxylic acid cycle; aerobic respiration. Gene Ontology annotation, molecular function: 2 iron, 2 sulfur cluster binding; electron transfer activity. The record is from RefSeq and is a predicted model, not a curated record. Bases 87 to 932 code for a protein of 281 amino acids. NCBI's taxonomy places the organism in Eukaryota, Metazoa, Chordata, Actinopteri, Cypriniformes, Cyprinidae. Gene Ontology annotation, cellular component: mitochondrial membrane.
AGUAGGCAGCGGGGCGUGUUCUGAGGCGCGUCGCGCGCGGUGCACUGUGGGCUGCUGGAGGAGCGCAGGGUCAGAGUGACGCGAUCAUGGCGGCGGUGUGUUUCUCCUUGAGCCGCUGCUGCGCCGUGGGUCCCCGAGCCUCGAUCACGGCGGUGCGGUUCGCUCAGACGGCGGCCGCCGUGGCGGCGGUUCAGCCCAGGAUCAAGAAGUUCCAGAUCUACCGCUGGGAUCCGGAUCGCGCCGGAGACAAACCUCGCAUGCAGACGUACGAGAUCGACCUGAACACCUGCGGCCCGAUGGUUCUGGACGCACUCAUCAAGAUCAAGAACGAGAUGGACGGCACGCUGACCUUCAGACGCUCCUGCAGAGAGGGAAUCUGCGGCUCGUGUGCCAUGAAUAUCAACGGAGGAAACACUCUGGCGUGCCUGAACAAGAUCGACACUAACACCAGCAAGGUGACCAAGAUCUACCCGCUGCCGCACAUGUAUGUGGUCAAAGACCUGGUGCCCGACAUGAGUAACUUCUACGCUCAGUACAAGUCCAUCGAGCCCUUCCUGAAGAAGAAGGACGAGUCCAGACAGGGACAGGAGCAGUACCUGCAGAGCGUGGAGGACCGGCAGAAGCUGGACGGUCUGUACGAGUGUAUCCUGUGCGCCUGCUGCAGCACCAGCUGUCCCAGCUACUGGUGGAACGGAGACAAGUAUCUGGGUCCAGCCGUCCUCAUGCAGGCGUACCGCUGGAUGAUCGACUCUCGGGACGAUUACACCGAGGAGAGGCUCUCGCAGCUGCAGGACCCCUUCUCUCUGUACCGCUGUCACACCAUCAUGAACUGCACCAGGACCUGUCCCAAGGGUCUGAAUCCAGGCAAAGCCAUCGCUGAGAUCAAGAAGAUGAUGGCCUCCUACAAACAGAAGAAGCUGGCGUCAGCGUGAACACCAGGCGUCAUCAUCAUCACAUGAAGACCGAGAGCGUAUUAUCACUCCAUGGACACAGACACACGGACGUUUGAAGGGUUCUCUGCUCUGUUAGAUCCUCCGAUCUGCUGUAUAUUAGAUUAAUGCAUGUCUUCAUUUCUACAAGUGUUUUCCUCAAGUCUCAUUAAGAGUCUUCCUCAUCUUACUAUGAUAAUAAAGUGAUUAUAAACUCA